Messenger RNA from Penicillium antarcticum, 1467 nucleotides. Its product is annotated as glycylpeptide N-tetradecanoyltransferase swoF. Gene Ontology annotation, molecular function: glycylpeptide N-tetradecanoyltransferase activity. Gene Ontology annotation, biological process: N-terminal peptidyl-glycine N-myristoylation. The record is from RefSeq and is a predicted model, not a curated record. The transcript is spliced from 3 exons. NCBI's taxonomy places the organism in Eukaryota, Fungi, Ascomycota, Eurotiomycetes, Eurotiales, Aspergillaceae. Bases 1 to 1467 code for a protein of 488 amino acids. Gene Ontology annotation, cellular component: cytoplasm.
AUGUCGGACCCAAAUAAGGGCAAGGCCCCAGCGAAUGACAAAUCCGAAGCAGGAAAGAAAGUCGACCCCAAGCUCGUCGCCGCCCUCUUGGACCAGAACCCCGCCCUCAAGAAUGAGAUCGCCAAUAUGGACAAAGACCAGGCCGCAUCGAUGCUGGCCAACAUGGACCUCUCACAGCUGUUGACCGGACUGUCAAUGGGCGGCAAGAACCAGAAGGACAUGGCCUCGUACAAGUUCUGGCAGACACAACCCGUCCCCGCUUUUAACGAGGCUGGCAAGCAGGCCACCCAGGGUCAAAUCAAGCAGAUCGACCCGGAGAAGGUGUCCAAGACCCCUGAUCCGCUCGUCGAGGGUUUCGAAUGGUGCACUCUGGACCUGACAAACGAGGACGAAUUGAAGGAGCUGUAUGAGCUGCUGAACAACCACUAUGUGGAGGACGACAACGCCAUGUUCCGCUUCAGCUACUCGCAAUCUUUCCUGCACUGGGCCUUGAUGUCCCCAGGCUGGAAGAAGGAAUGGCACGUCGGCGUGCGCGCGAGCAAGUCGCGCAAGCUGGUUGCCUCGAUCUGUGGUGUACCGACCGAGCUCCGCGUCCGCGGAGAGCGCAUCAAGGUGACGGAAAUCAACUUCCUGUGCAUCCACAAGAAGUUGCGCUCCAAGCGCCUGACCCCGGUCCUGAUUAAGGAGAUUACCCGCCGCUGCUACGUCGACGGUAUUUUCCAGGCCAUCUACACUGGUGGUAUCAUCCUCCCCACCCCCGUCAGCUCCUGCCGGUACUACCACCGUGCGCUGAACUGGUUGAAGCUGUACGAUGUUGGCUUCUCUCCUCUUCCCCAUGGCUCGACUAAGUCCCGUAUGGUCACCAAGAACCACCUUCCCAGCAACACAUCCACUCCUGGUCUACGUCCUAUGGAAACUAAGGACAUUGAUGCCGUAUAUGAUCUGCUGGAGCGGUAUAUGCGUCGUUUCGAUUUGAACCAGGCUUUUACCCGUGAGGAGAUUGAUCACUGGUUGGUCUACAAGGAGAAGCCUGGUAUGGAGCAAGUUAUUUGGUCAUAUGUUGUUGAAGACGCCGAGACACACAAGAUCACCGACUUCGUCUCUUUCUACAACCUUGAAUCUACUGUCAUCGACCACCCUAAGCACGAUGCCGUCCACGCCGCUUACCUGUACUACUACGCGACCGAAACUGCCUUCUCUGGCGACAAGGAGGCACUGAAGGAGCGCCUGCAGCUGUUGAUGAACGAUGCACUGAUUUGUGCUAAGAACGCCAAAUUCGAUGUCUUCAACGCCCUCACAUCGCACGACAACCCUCUCUUCCUCGAAAAGCUGAAGUUUGGCGCCGGCGAUGGCCAGCUCCACUUCUACCUGUACAACUACCGUGCUGCACCCAUUGGUGGUGGAAUCAACCAAAAGAACCUGCCCGACGAGUCCAAGAUGGGCGGUGUUGGUAUUGUCAUGCUGUAG